AAAAUGCCAAGAGGUUUUUCCUCAGAAGCACUGUCAUUGAAUAGUGUUGGAAUGUUAAUCUGCGAUCAAAAGGGAUUUGCUGCAGGGGAAGCAGACAUUUUCACUACAACUAUACUUCAACGAUAAAGAGAAAACUUUACUUUACUGUUGCCGCCUUUCCUCGUUUUCUUCCAUCGGCAGCUGUAGGCUCCUCUGCAACACGCAGUGAGCCCCGACAUCUCCUCGUCUUCCCCAGGGGAGCCCAGGAUCGCAGCCUCAGUAUGGGGAGGGAAGAGAGCAGACGGUGAGAGUUUGUGGGAGGAAUGAAGUAACAAUGGAUCAGAAGAUACCGUAUGAUGACUACCAGCUUCCAGUGGUGUUCCUGCCGUCUUAUGAGAACCCACCAGCAUGGAUCCCCCCUCAAGAGCGGAUUCACCACCCCGACUACAACAACGAGCUUACCCAGUUCCUGCCCCGCACCGUGGUCUUGAACAAACCUCCAGGAGCGCAGCUUGGCUUCAACAUCCGCGGCGGCAAGGCGUCACAGUUGGGAAUCUUCAUAUCCAAGGUGGUGCCAGACUCCGACGCCCACAGAGCAGGACUCCAGGAGGGAGACCAGGUCCUUUCAGUCAACGACGUGGAUUUUCAAGACAUUGAACAUUCCAGAGCUGUGGACAUUCUGAAGACUGCACGGGAGAUCCUGAUGAGAGUUCGCUUCUUUCCUUACAACUACCAGAGGCAGAAGGAGAGAACCGUCCACUAGGUGGCGCCAGUGAGCCAGGAGUCAAAGACGCACUGAGUCAGAAGACGUCACAGUACGUCAUUACCACCCCUGCUCACUUCCAACAAUAGGUGACUGACACUAUGUCACACUUGUACACACCGUGCCAUCAUCACUACGUCCGCCUUCAAAGUAAAGUCUCAUGUAAUACUGAAUAUGUACAAAAUGUAAAUGUUAGACAGCAGCACCAAGUUGUGAAAGCAAAUCUACCACAUGAAGCACAUUGUCGGCUUUUUAUACAUGCAGUUGUAGCAAACAUUUUAGUCGCCAUCCUGUGUUUGCAGUAACUUUCUCAACACUUAUUUUAAUUCCGUGUCACAUUUAUAUUUUAACAAACUUAAAACUUGCACCAUUUCUUACAUUGUUUUUAAUGUACUGAGAAAAAAUGUUUUAUUUUUAAAAUUGCUUCUUUAUCAUGAUAUUGUCUUAUUUAUGUUUUGAAAUAAAGACACAAGUAUGUAUUUA
Molecule: messenger RNA, 1225 nt
Organism: Nerophis ophidion (straightnose pipefish)
Lineage: Eukaryota; Metazoa; Chordata; Actinopteri; Syngnathiformes; Syngnathidae
Gene: pdzd11
Product: PDZ domain containing 11
Exons: 6
Coding region: 314-742 (142 amino acids)
Biological process (GO): maintenance of epithelial cell apical/basal polarity; protein localization to basolateral plasma membrane; neurotransmitter secretion
Cellular component (GO): basolateral plasma membrane; cell-cell junction; synapse
Molecular function (GO): protein binding
Source: RefSeq, a predicted model, not a curated record